AUGCGAAAACUAGGCGAAUAUCAGAUGGAAUGGUUCCAAGGAUGGACCAACUCCCCCUGUAACACAUCUGAGGCUGAAUUCGGGCAAAUUUUUCUACCUGAAUGGCGUCGUGGAGGGCCAACAAGUGAGAGCAAUGGCGACAACAGCCGUGCCGUAAACUUGGGUGCCGUCACCACUGCCGUGCUUAACCACGCUGGUCAUGCCCAGGUGAUGAUCUUCCUGGCGGAAGCUCGCGCUGGACAUAAAAUCCGGCCUAGUGGCAUCUCCGUGGACUAUUCGAUCCUACUGGGGCUUCCACAUUCAGCGAGAACCAAGGCAAUAUAUAUUACUGCGGAACUGGCUAAAUCCUCGCAUCUGUCCUUGCUCGUGCAGUGGUACUCAACUACUGGGAUAUUACUUAGUUCCGUAACCAAUCAUGAUCUGCGCCUGCAAAUAGCGAAUCCGGGACACACAGUUCUGUGCCUGCUGUUUCAGCCGUCGGUCAUGCAGCCCUUUUCAAUAAUAGAUUACGUCCCAGUGAGGCGUUGGGGUGGGGCCAGGGCACAUGACUACGGAGGCAGCGACAGAAUAACCAAAAGGCCCGUCCGCAAGGCACCUGGGAAUGGGAACGUUAGACUAAAAGAGAGCGUGCUACGCCUCCUAGCUUGGAUACCAAACCACGGGAAGGCCAAGAAAAUUUAGACAAAAGCGGACCAGCGACACACUAUUAUAGGAUCUCGCAUGGUCAUGAACUCGUGGACGUGCGGGUGCUGUGGUAAAAGCCUAGUUUACGCGAUACAU
Molecule: messenger RNA, 780 nt
Organism: Cantharellus anzutake
Lineage: Eukaryota; Fungi; Basidiomycota; Agaricomycetes; Cantharellales; Hydnaceae
Exons: 4
Coding region: 1-681 (226 amino acids)
Source: RefSeq, a predicted model, not a curated record